Molecule: messenger RNA, 923 nt
Organism: Silurus meridionalis
Lineage: Eukaryota; Metazoa; Chordata; Actinopteri; Siluriformes; Siluridae
Gene: mpdu1a
Product: mannose-P-dolichol utilization defect 1a
Exons: 7
Coding region: 75-818 (247 amino acids)
Biological process (GO): oligosaccharide biosynthetic process
Source: RefSeq, a predicted model, not a curated record
GAGUGUGUAGUAGUGUUGUAACAGGGGGAGUGUUUUCCAUUUCCAACACAUGCUACGUGUCUUCAUCUGCAGCAAUGGAGGAGGAACAGAGUUCUCUUCUGAAGACUUUUCUAAUCACUUAUAUUUUUCCUGAGAAGUGCUAUGAGCAUCUGUUCCUCACUCUGAAUCUGACACACGGACCAUGUCUAAAGAUUGUGUUGAGUAAGAUCCUGAGUGUGUGGAUGCUGGGAGAACUCAUAGCGCCGGGACUCCAGAUCUGGAAGGUGGUGCAGGGUGGCAGUGCUGAGGGGCUCAGUUUGGUUUCUGUGCUUCUGCAGCUGUUUUCAGUCACAACUCACACAGCAACCUGUAUACUACACAACUUCCCCAUCGGGGCUUAUGGAGAGAGUGUGUUUGUACAGAUCCAGUUUGUGUUACUUGUUUUCCUUAUACAGUAUUACAAACAGAGUUUCAUCUCAGGUUGUGUUAUCCUCAGUGCGUAUUCUGGUGUGAUGUACCUGUUGAUCUCAGCUCUGAUUCCUGAGGUUGUUGUCAUGGCGAUGCAGGAGUGGAGUGUGUUAAUCAUCAUCACCAGUCGGAUGAUCCAGGCCGGCUGUAAUCUGAACAGUGGUUCCACAGGGCAGCUGUCUGGUGCAAGUGUGUUUUUGGUAUUUCUGGCAUCCCUGGGACGCACCUUUAAAUCCACACAGGAGUCUGGCUCUCAUUCGCAGGCCGGGGUUUUCUCCUCCUGCUGCUCUCUGCUUCUCCUCAUUCAGAUUCACAUUUACACAAAACCUCAAUCCAACAGAGACACAACAUGCAGGAAGAAAGAAGAGUAAAGACCCAGGAUGAGAGAGAGAGAGAGAGAGAGAGAGAGAGAGAGACACAGAGAGAGAGAGAGAGAGACACAGAGCAAGAGAGAGAGACAGAGAGAGAGAGAGAGA